AUGGCGGUGCCGAAGACGGGAAGCGAGAUCUUUCCAGCAGCGGCGAAUCAGGGUCCCCAGGAUCCACUCCAGCAUCGGCAGCGGCUCCCAAGCGGUUGCGGAAGGACCUCGUCGCGCUGUCUGACAGCCCGUGCAUCACAUCCGAUACAUCCACGGACUAGCAGUGAACACAACGACCCCCCCCCCCCCCCCCCCAUCCAUCCCCUUUUCGCGCACCUGCGAGUCAUCACCCUGAACGUUCAGGGCUUCCGCAGCGUGACAAAACAGAUCGAGGUCAUCCAGUUCGCCCGAACCGCCCGUUGCGACCUCCUGUUCCUGCAAGAAACGAACUUCCACAGGCAGCGCGACGUGGACCUCUUCAAGCAGCGGUAUGGGGUGGAUUGUUUCUUUUCAUACGCCACUACACGGAGCUCGGGGGUGGGGGUCAUUAUCUUUAGCCGCUCGCUCCUCCGUCUCAGCGCGUGCUGCUUUGACCCCGACGGGCGGUACAUCGCUUUUGAUUUCUUCGUGGACGGCACGCGCUUUCGUGCUGUGGGCGUGUACGCUCCAGCCCAGCGUUCGCAAUCCCCGGCUUUUUUCAAGAGCCUGGACGUCCAUCUGCUCGACGCUCGCCACUGCCUGCUCCUCGGCGACCUCAACUGCGUCGUCGAUUCCCGGCGCGAUGUCAGGGGCCCAGGCUACGGACGCACCACGUGGAACGCCGGCGAGCUGAUACGCCUGAUGCGACACUUCGACCUAGUGGACUGCUGGACCCUGCUCCAUGGCACCGCUUUCGAGCAUACCUGGCAACGAGGAAACUCGAGCAGUCGCCUGGACAGGUGUUACAUCUCCGAGUUUCUGAGCCCCUCUGUCACCGCCUGCUGCGCAAUGAACUUCCCUCCCUCCACUACGUACAUCUCCGACCACCGUCCGGUACUCGUAGAGCUCCGCUUCAGCAGCAAAGCCAGUUCUCAACGCACCUGGCGUCUCGACACCCGACUGCUGCGAGACAAAACAAGCCGCGACUGCCUGAGAGAAGCCUUGCGCCGGUCCCUCCAUGGAGCGGCACCAGACCCCUUGACCUUUGACCGGCUUCAAGACAGCUUCAAGACAGCUGGUGGGUGGCGUGCGUGGCGGAGGGUCGUGCACUGCGUCGGCGGCACGCCGAGCAGCUCCGAGACACUUCUCUGCGAAUUAGGAUCGUGCGACGGGGCGGCGCGGGGACUCCGCUAA
This is a messenger RNA of Ixodes scapularis (black-legged tick), 1212 nucleotides long. RefSeq lists its product as uncharacterized. Gene Ontology annotation, molecular function: DNA-(apurinic or apyrimidinic site) endonuclease activity; phosphoric diester hydrolase activity; double-stranded DNA 3'-5' DNA exonuclease activity. NCBI's taxonomy places the organism in Eukaryota, Metazoa, Arthropoda, Arachnida, Ixodida, Ixodidae. Gene Ontology annotation, biological process: base-excision repair. The transcript has a single exon. The coding region runs from base 1 to 1212 and encodes 403 amino acids. The record is from RefSeq and is a predicted model, not a curated record. Gene Ontology annotation, cellular component: nucleus.